Colletotrichum graminicola M1.001 is the source of this 1275-nucleotide messenger RNA. Its product is annotated as zinc-binding dehydrogenase. The coding region runs from base 1 to 1275 and encodes 424 amino acids. The transcript is spliced from 2 exons. Gene Ontology annotation, cellular component: mitochondrion. Gene Ontology annotation, molecular function: trans-2-enoyl-CoA reductase (NADPH) activity. Gene Ontology annotation, biological process: fatty acid metabolic process. The record is from RefSeq and is a predicted model, not a curated record. Lineage: Eukaryota; Fungi; Ascomycota; Sordariomycetes; Glomerellales; Glomerellaceae.
AUGGCGUCGAGUCUGCGCACAACGACGACCCUUCGGCCUCUGGCCUCCGCGCUGCGGCCGGCCACCGGCAGAUAUACGCAGCAGCACCAACACCUCCUCCCGCGGGUCGCCCGACGACACAAGUCCGGCCCGUACGGCUACACCCAGGCCAAGGCCCUCGUCUUCUCCAAGGAAGGCGAGCCCAGCGACGUCCUGCAGCUGCACACCCACUCCAUCUCCCCCUCCAUCCCCUCCUCCGCCGUCCUGCUGCGCGCCCUCGCCGCCUCGAUCAACCCGGCCGACAUCAACACGAUCCAGGGCACCUACGGCGCCAAGCCGCCCUUCACCCAGCUCAUCGGCACCCCCGAGCCCGCCGCCAUCCCCGGCAACGAGGGCGUCUUCGAGGUCGUCUCCGUCGGCUCCCGCGACCUCGGCCUCCAGAAAGGCGACUGGGUCAUACCCUCGGCGAGCUCCUUCGGCACCUGGCGCACCCACGCCGUCGCCGACGCCAAGGACGUCAUGAAGGUCUCCAAGGACGGCCUGACCCCGACCCAGGUCGCCACCGUCAGCGUGAACCCCUGCACCGCCUACCGCAUCCUGCGCACCUACGGGCCCGGCGAGAUCCGCGCCGGCGACUCCAACCCCGGCGUCAUGCGCGCCCUCGACCCCGGCAGCGGCGCCUGGUUCAUCCAGAACGGCGCCAACAGCGGCGUCGGCCGCGCCGCCAUCCAGCUCGGCAAGCUCUGGGGCCUGCGGAGCAUCAACGUCGUGCGCGAGCGCGACACCGAAGCCGAGACGGCCCGACUCAAGGACGAGCUCGAGGACCUCGGCGCCACCGUCGUCGUCACCGAGAAGGAGUUCCUCGCCCGCGAGUGGCGCGACCGCCUCAUGGAGCUCACCCGCGCCGGCCGCGAGCCCGUCGGCCUCGGCCUCAACUGCGUCGGCGGCAAGUCGGCCACCGCCGUCGCGAGGAGCCUCGGCGAGAGCGGCACCAUGGUCUCGUACGGCGGCAUGGCCCGCCAGCCCGUCAUGCUGCCCACCGGCCUGCUCAUCUUCAAGGACCUGCGCUUCGUCGGCUUCUGGCUGAGCAAGUGGAACGAGCGCGACCCCCGCGGCCGCAAGUUCGCCGUCGAGGACAUUCUCGGCAUGAUCCGCGAGGGCCGCUUCCGCGACGUCCCCGUCGACGAGGUGCCCUGGCACUGGGACACGGAGGACAAGGUCCUCAAGGACGCCGUCCAGGGUACCCUCGGCGGCUUCCGCAAGGGCAAGGGCGUUUUUGUCUUUGGCGAGACGUGA